Molecule: messenger RNA, 1464 nt
Organism: Ostrinia furnacalis (Asian corn borer)
Lineage: Eukaryota; Metazoa; Arthropoda; Insecta; Lepidoptera; Crambidae
Product: microvitellogenin-like
Exons: 2
Coding region: 37-1368 (443 amino acids)
Cellular component (GO): extracellular region
Source: RefSeq, a predicted model, not a curated record
AAAUUUUUAACCAAUAUAAUAUUCUCAAUAACCAAAAUGUCCCACGUAAAAUUACUUCAGGGCAACAGUUUAGACAAACAUAGAUACUUGGAACUUCAACGUUCUGCCAAAGACUUAAUUUACAAAAUUAGCGAAUUCACUAAAAGCUCAGAUUUUAAUGAAGCUGACAACGUUUUGUUGGAAAUCAAAGUAGAUUUGCUCGACAUGAAUUUUGUCAAGUAUGUGCAAUGUAGUGAUUUACUCUUAUGCCAAUAUGAAAAUACAGAAAGCAUAGAGGACUUUUACACUGAAAUAAAAUUGAAACUGAAAAGGAAGCAAAUUCUCAAUUCUGAAAAAAAAUUACAAACUAAAUCUCUUGAACGAGCUAUCGAUGUACCUAAAUUUGAUGGUAGCAGCGGUUUCUCAGAAUUUAUGGCCGUUUUCAACGAUAAAGUUGACAAAAAUACUGAAUUGUCAGUAUCGGAAAAAAUUGACUAUUUGAAAUCAAGUUUGAUGGGGACUGCAUUGGAUCAGAUUCAAGGCAUUGAAAUGUACGCAGAAAUGUUACAAGUUUUGAAAUAUAAAUUUGACAAAGAGACUAAUAUAAGUGGAAGCCUUUCGAGAGUCCAAUCACAACAGGAGAGCACGAUGUCUUCUUACAGCACAACACCAGCUCAUAUCGCGUAUCUUAACGGUACAGAAAUUACUCAAGAACUAUACAAAAGCAUCGUACAGGGGUCGUACUCUCACGCAGUCAAAACCACCAAAUACAUAAUUGAUAAUAACCAUGCGGCAUACAUUACCAGUGUGGUAGAAAAACUUGCUCAGGAAGGUAACAGAAACCUUCUGAGUUACGUUUACCAGCUAUGGAUUAGUGACGAAAGACGUGCCGUUGAAAACCAUAUGCCAACAGUAUUCAAACGUAUAUUCGACGAUAAUGUGACAUUGGUACAGAAAGAGUACGGUCAAGCGUUGAAACUGGGUGUUAACAUCGAUGGUGACGGAGACAGGACUGCGUGGGGCGACUCAAAGGACGUGACUAGUGAUCGAGUACAAUGGAAACUACUUCCUGUCUGGGAGAACAACCAAGUCUUCUUCAAGAUAAAGAACAUCGACUAUAAUAUGUUUCUAAAGUUAGAGAUAUACGAAGAUCAAAUAGGUGACAGAGGAGCGUUUGGGUCUAGCGGCGAUGGGACACAAAGGCACAUUUGGAUCCUGGAGCCAGUUGUCAUAGAUGGGUAUAUGUUCUUCUACAUCAUCAACCGGCAAUUCAGCCAAGGUCUCAAGUUGCAGGUGUCCGCUGACAGCAUGGGUGACCGAAAACUUUGGGGUCAUAACGGGAACAUCCACCAAGACCCUUCACAUUACGCUUGGGCUAUUAAACCUUAAACACAGAUUAGUCUUCGAAACGAUAUUCUUACAUUGAAAUGUAUUUAGUAAAGGAUAUUUCUAGGAGCCUAAUUUGACAUUAAAAUGUUACACAAU